CGCGUUCCUCAUUUCAUUCAUCUAAAUUUCGAUUUUUUCUUCAGUAUUCGAUCCAAAGAAGAAGAUGCCUCGCCUCUCUGACGACGAUUCAUCAUCAGAUAGCCAUGAAAAUGAUUCCAAUUCCAGUUCGGAAGAACUCGAAGUCCCGGCAAAUCGUGAAAGCAAACCGAGAAUAACCGAGUAUGAGAAACGAAGGCUGGAGAGGAUUGAAGAAAAUAAAUCGAGAAUCAAAGCUUUGGGUCUUCAAAAUAUAGCAUUUUCUCUUAUGGGUUCUUCUCGGAAGACAAAUGAGAAGGUUGAUAGAAAAGGGAAACGAAAGAUUGAUCAUGAAGAUGAAGAUUAUUUGCCACAUAAAGAAGAAGAAGAUAAGGGUUUGAGUGAAUCUAGUGAUGAAGAUGAUGAAGAGUUGUUGAACAAGUCUAAAAAGAUGAACAGGAAAGGUACAAAAUCAAAGAAGGGAAUUACUGCCAAGAACUUUAUCAUAAACAGUUCUGAUUAUGUUGAUGAUGAUGACAAAGAAUUACUGGAGGCCAUUGCUCUUUCAUUGCUUGAUCAACCUGUUACAGAUAGUAAUCGAAGUAAUGCAGAAACCAACCUGAAGGAGAAUCCAAGGAAGAAGAAACAAACAAUCUCUGGUAGAGCACAAAUGAAUGAUGAUGAGUUGAUUCUACACUUCUACCACUUUGAUGAAGCAGGGAAAGGGAGUAUAAAUGUAAGAGAUUUAAGAAGAUUAGCUAUUGCUCAUGAUUUUACUUGGACUGACAAGGAAAUGGCUGAUAUGAUCCAUUGUUUUGAUAGUAAUGGAGAUGGAAAGCUAAGCCUCGAUGAUUUCAGAAAGAUUGUUACUCGAUGCCGCCUGUUACAAGGGUCUGAUGUCUCCUCGGGUGUUGAUACGAAGGUAUGAUUUUCAUUCUAUUCAUGUAAAUUCAGAUGAAGAAAAAACAUAUUUUUACGGAUAAUCUUAGGAUGUUGUGUUUAAUCUUGUUACCUGUAUCUCGGUAUUUCUAUUUUGCAAUUGAAGAAUAACGUUUUGUUAA
Molecule: messenger RNA, 1037 nt
Organism: Impatiens glandulifera
Lineage: Eukaryota; Viridiplantae; Streptophyta; Magnoliopsida; Ericales; Balsaminaceae
Exons: 5
Coding region: 65-904 (279 amino acids)
Molecular function (GO): calcium ion binding
Source: RefSeq, a predicted model, not a curated record